Adelges cooleyi (spruce gall adelgid) is the source of this 7641-nucleotide messenger RNA. RefSeq names its product histone acetyltransferase KAT6B (gene enok). The transcript has 14 exons. Gene Ontology annotation, cellular component: MOZ/MORF histone acetyltransferase complex. NCBI's taxonomy places the organism in Eukaryota, Metazoa, Arthropoda, Insecta, Hemiptera, Adelgidae. Bases 582 to 7028 code for a protein of 2148 amino acids. The record is from RefSeq and is a predicted model, not a curated record. Gene Ontology annotation, molecular function: DNA binding; histone acetyltransferase activity. Gene Ontology annotation, biological process: regulation of DNA-templated transcription.
GUGUGUUUCUUCCCCGAAACGAUUGUUGUGCGACUGCGCGCCACUGCAAUCCGUUUUUGUUCGCUCCCCAUCAAUCGAGUAGCCGCGUAAUGUGUAUACCUAUGUGUGGAAAAAAAAUAACACAAUAAAGAAGCGAUGUACAUGUACUAUUAGUCAUGAGUAGAAAAUUAAAUCGUUCGUUCGGUCAGCGAAAGUCGGUCUCUUGUGAUAGUCUGUGUGCCCCAUAUUAAGCUGUUUGCACGGUCUUAGAUUAUAAUUUUGGGUUUGUUGACAAAACGACGGCGUACAGUUUCGAUGACGAACGGUUAUCCGUGUAGCGAACGACGGAUAGCGGCGAUGUUUACGGUUACCGCCAUCGCCAAUAUAACCGCCGCUGUCGACCAGACCGUAUGUGGCGAGGUCCACCAGUGAACCUUAGCGCGCACUUGAACAUCUUUAUUCUGUUUGGGAUAUAUCGUUUGGUUUUCAAACGCGUAUACGGGACCCGAUAGCCUUUCGCCACUAUUUGGUUGUAAUGUGAAUGGCUGUCAUUUCCAUGGAUAAAUUACUGCGUAAUACACAUUGAUAGUAUUGUUGUGAACAUGAGAGAAUCAGUUAGAGAAAAAGAGAAUGCCGGUGUAAGUUUUUCUCAGUGGCAGACAUGGGUUUUGGAUGCGGUUAAUAAGAUUCGCGGACAGAAGCAACGGCCGUCCUUAGAACGUAUUGUCAAUGCAAUACGUCAACACCAUCGAUACCCAGUAGCUGAUAUUGAGACUCAAGUAGAGAGAUGUGUCGAAAGUGGAGCAGUCUUGAAAGUAUUCAACAAAGGUCAAAACACUUAUAUGAACCCUGGAGGAACUGCUAAUCGUAAAUUGGUCAUUAACUCGGAUACAGAUUUAACCAAGAUUGUUGUGAAAAGUGUUGGCCAUUUAGACGAGGAAGGGUCAUCUUAUAAAAAUAUUGAUCGUUACAUACAUCAUGCUUACUCUAUAGAAUUAAAAAAUCAAGAAUGUGAUUUGGGAUCAUUACUGAAAUCAACUCUAAAUAAAGCAGUUGAUAAGGGUUUACUGGUAUUAGAUGGAAAACUAUACAGGUUGCCUGUUACUCCAGAUUCUACAACUUCAACUAUUGGAACGCCUAUAUCAAAAUGUGGUUCAUUAAGAAAAGGGCGCCCAUCAAAAGUAGAUACUAGUGGCAUUGAGUCACCAUUAUCCCUUCGAAGACCUGGCAGAAGAAGGAGAAGACUUUCUGUUUGUGAUACAAGUUCAUUAACAGAUAAUGAGACCAGUGAUAGAGAAUCUGAUAAAGUUUCUGCCCAAAAUGUUUGUGCUGAUUGCUUGGGAACUUCAGCUAAAAAUCAGUGUGGAGAAGCUGAAGAACUAAAACGAUGUCGUGGAGGUUGUGGAGUCUCAUUACAUCCUUCAUGUUUGGCUCUCAAAGGUAGUGGUCCUUUGACUGCAUUACUUGCCCGUGGUUCACGUUGGUUUUGCCAAGACUGUAGAGCAUGCUCAGCCAUACCAAAGUGUUCAGUAACUGAACAAAUAUUUUUAUUAAAUUGUGAUACGUGUGAUAGAGGAUAUCAUAUGCAAUGUUUACAACCCCCAGCUGAUGAAAAACCAAAAUCAGCAUGGCGAUGUUCGUUUUGUUUAGAUCAUCAUGAAAUUACUAAUAUUACAAUCGAGAAAGAACCUUUAUCUGAAAGGCGAGGAAGGAAGAGAUCUAGUCUUAAAAUUCAGAGGUCAAGUAGAGGACAGAAUCAUUACCUGAAAAUGCAAGAUCGUCGUUUAGGAGCACCAUCUGCUUCAAGUUCAAUGCAGCAACGCGAUGUCACGGAAGACGGUAAUGUCUCCUCUCCUGACUCCUCGGCUCCCCCCUCUCCCGUUCCGAGUAGUGGCAGUAUGCGGCGAGACACUGCUAUCUCCAAGGAGAAAGCUAAAUUCUUUAGGCAAAGUGCUGCGUUUAAUGCGCGAGGCGUGAACGGGAGAGGAUCCGGUGUGCCGAAAGUCAAUACCCCUUCGAACAAGCGCUUAAGCUCUAGCAGUAGCAACAGCUCAAGUAGCUCGAGCUCAGGUUCUAGUAGCCGCAGCAGUAGUAGUUCGAGUAGCACGAGCGAUAGCAGUAAUAGUGAUAGUAGUAACAGCUCUAGCAGCAGUUGUAGCAGCAGUGCGCGUGCUUGUUCUCUUUCUGUGCGUCCAAGUCGGCCCAUAUUUCCUCUCCCGAAACGUCUCGCUGCAAGGGAUGCCAAUUUCAUAAAAAGUCCUUCAAAUUCAUCCUUUAAAUGUAGUAGUUCGACUGGUGAUGAUUCUAUUAAUUCCACUAAACAAAGUGAGACUAAAAAAUUUGAAAAGCCUAAGCCUCUUGAUGAACUCAAAAAAGAAAGUAAUAAAAAUGUUGAACAUCCAAAAUCGACACCUAAAAUUCUUUUAAGAGCGCCAAAAUUAAUUGCCAAGGUUAGUUCAUCCCAACCCAAAAUAUUUCCACUGUUACAUUCCAAAUCAAACAAUUCUGAAGCACCUCCUUCUUUAUUUAAAAAGCUACUUACAGAUACUUCAAAUGAACCUUGGGGUUUUGCUGCUUUAGCUGCUAAGGCUCCUCCUGUGGAGGAAUUAAAAGCUGCUGAGGUCUGUUGUAGCAAAAAAGACAAACCUAUUGCUGGAUUUGUUCAGCUAAAAGGUUUGUUUGAUGGUUUAAGUCAUUUUUAUUCAACACCAUUACAGUCUCGUACAAGACCUCGUUUGGAAAAAGACCCUAAAUCGACUAAUAAAAAUGUUUUGAAAACUCCUCCUUCUAAGGAAAAAAAAUUUAAGAGUCCUGAAAAACAGCAAUCGCCUAGUUCUUUGGUAAAAUCAGCAGUUUCAUCCAAAAUGAUGGAGACAAGAGAAAUAGCUGAAUCGGGGGGUGAAUACAAGUUACUUGUAAACGAUAAAUCCUUUAUAAGUCCUACUUCCGCCUUCCGUGACCGUCUGUCCGUGCCGACGAUACGUCCAGUCACCCGUUCCGUUUUGGAAAAUAUGAGUCGAUUGGUAGCAUCAGAUUUACCUUCUGGUGUUUUACAUGAAGAUGUUGAUAUUUACAAAGAAACAAGAAAACGAGCAAUAAACAGUACAAUUCAAGCUUCGGAGAUGUCGGGUAAUUUGAGUAGAUGUCCAGCAGCAAUACAGUUUGGUAAACAUGAAGUGGAAACGUGGUUUUCAUCUCCGUUCCCUCAAGAGUAUGCUAGACUUCCAAAAUUGUUUCUAUGUGAAUUUUGUCUGAAGUACACUAAAAGUAAAUCUGUUCUGGAGAGGCAUAUGCAUAAUUGUAACUGGAGGCAUCCACCAGCUACAGAAAUUUAUAGACAAGAUAAUAUUAGUGUCUUUGAGGUCGAUGGAAAUGCAAAUAAAAUAUAUUGCCAAACUUUGUGCCUCUUGGCAAAACUAUUUUUGGAUCAUAAAACCUUAUAUUAUGAUGUUGAGCCCUUCCUGUUUUAUGUUUUAACGAAAAAUGAUGCCUAUGGUUGUCAUUUAGUUGGUUAUUUUUCAAAAGAAAAACAUUGUCAACAAAAAUACAAUGUAUCAUGUAUUCUAACUAUGCCCCAGUACCAAAGGCAAGGAUUUGGACGCUUUCUCAUAGAAUUUAGUUAUUUGUUGUCAAGAAUUGAAGGACAACCGGGCACACCUGAAAAACCAUUGUCUGAUCUUGGACAAGUUUCGUAUCAUGCAUAUUGGAAGGCUGUGAUUUUAGAGUAUUUCAACGAGCAUCGGGACAACCAAUCAAUUUCUAUUGGUGAUAUUAGCAAAAAAACAGGUUUGAUGAGGCAUGAUAUUACUUACACUCUGCAAUCGCUUAACAUGGCUGUGGAAGAGGAUGGAAAAUUGAUCGUUUGUGUUGAUUGGGAAUUAGUUGAUGCUCAUAUAAAAAGAAAAAACGCUUCUAAGCAUAUUCCUAUCGAACCCGACUGUCUAAGGUGGACUCCUCUAAUGACUGCUUCUAAUAACUUAGUGUCACCAGAUAAUAAGGAAUCUUCACAAGACAUCGAUGAACCACCACCUUUACCAGUAAAAGUUGAAGUAAAAAGUCCGUUGAUAAAAAAAAAGCGUAUUUCUAGAAGAUUGCCUAUGAUUAAAAAACGUAAAAAGGUUGAUAAAAAACGUAGAAAUGCAUUAAUGCUUGAGAAAAAAAUAAAACUUGCCAGAUGUGUAGAAAAAACUAGUGACGUUGAUGAAGAGACGAAAAAUGUAUCAGAUGAACAAUCUGUUAAUGAACUUAAAGAAGAAUUGUCCGCAGGAGCGAGCAGUGAAGAAAUAAAUGAAGAACUUCCUAAGAGGUCAAAAGAAAACUUAACACAAAGUUUGACAUCAACUCCCCUGGAACCUGAAAAUACAGAUACAAGAACACCUUUACCAAUUAAAAGAAAAAGAAAAAUGGGUAGAGGUAGAUCUCGAAAAAGACCAAGGUCCAAAGUUCAACAAGAAGACAGCCCAAAAGCUAAAAAGCCAAAAGUGGUUGAGGAGCAUCCAAAAUCUCCACACGUUAAUCCAGACUGCGAAAGUCCUGAACCAUUAGUUGAAAAUGAUUAUGAUGUUACAUCUAAUAGUGAUCAACUAGAUAAAAAACACACUGGAGAAAUAGAGGAUACAGAAGUAAAAACAAAAGAAAAAGAGCCAGUAAUAGACGUAGAAAAAGAAAAAAUGGAAGAUAAAAAUCAUAACAAUGCUGAACAUAAAAUAGGAGAGUCCAAGGAAGUUGACACAAGCUUAGAAGAAGAAAAACAAGACUAUGAUACUUCAACAAAUAAAAUGGAAGUUGAUGAUGAAGUUGAUAAUUCUAGAAACUCCAUUGUCCAACCUGAGGUAGCUAUUGCGACAGAUUCUGAAAUGAACUCGAUUAUGGAUGUUGAAGUACCUAAAGAUGAUAUUAUUGAAAAUACUGAUUUUGAGAAACCAAUGGACACUGACAAAUUAAAUAGUUUAGCUGAACCAAAAGUUGGUAAAGACGAUUCUGUUUCUGAUGUUAUUCUUAACGAUGUGUUAAAAGAGCCUGAAGAAACACAGUUGGAAAAUCAGGAACGUGUCGAAAGUUUACCUGAAAAAUGUCUGGUAGAUGAAAAAGACACUUCAAUGGAAAUAGCGCCUUGCAAUGUAGACAAGUCAGUCGAGAACACUGAUGUAACCAAAUCCGAAAACCAUCCAUCUUUACCUGAUAAUGUUGUAUUAUCUUCGAGUAUAAAACAAAAUACCUCUUUACCUAAUAAUUACGGUAAUGUAAAUAUUCAUAAUGCUUCUCAGCAAUUUAACAAUAAAGACUUAACUGACAAGUUUAAAAAAAAUGAUUCAUUGCAGUCCGAUGUAAGAUUAUUCGAUAACAUACCGCCUCCUCCGUGUAAUGAGUUUCCCAAAGCAGAAGUUAUUGCACAUCCUGUAGUGUCAUCUGUUGUGUCACCUCCUGUAGAGAAACAAUAUAGUAAUUCUACAAGUACAAAUGACUAUUGUAAACCAACUGAACCGAUACUGCCAAAUGUUAAGCAAUAUGAAGCAGAAUUGCUGACAAAUAAUUAUUGCAAAACUGAAGGAAUACAACCGAAUGCUAAACAUUUUAAUACGACUGUAGAAAAUGAAUAUCCCAAGUUAGAUGUCUGUGCUCCUGAAAUGAAUAAGCAAUUGUACAACAACAAAGUGGGGUCUAAUGACUAUAAUAAAAGUAUGCAAAUGCCUCCAACAAUCAACAGCAUCGUACAAGACACUUUUAAAGGUAUUGAUCAAUGUAAACCUAAAGUUACAGAGAAAAAUUAUUCUCAAUCAAUUGUACCUGAUAUGAUUGUAUCCGCUCCUAAGUACGAAAAUAGUAAAACAACGAAACAAUCUAAAAGAACCACUCCUUCUCCAAAAAUGUCACCUUAUCGAAUGCCUACGGAUGUCCCUCAAGGGGAAAAACCACGUUUACAUGAUUAUCUACCUCCAAUGGGGUUUCUCAACUUCCAAAAAAUUAAUAACUCUAUGCCCAUGUCACAUACAGAUAUGUCAAACAUUCCAAAAUCAAAAGAAGUCGUUUACUCUGACAAAAAAACUGAUUCUGUUAAUGUAAAUCUGCCUAAGGAUAAAGAUAUGAUGAAUUUAUCUAAACCGCCAAUAGACAACAGCCUUUUGUAUUCAUCUGUCAUGCAGCAAUCGCCAUACUCUGAUCAAUCCAUGAUGCAUUUAUCUCUACACCAUCAUUUGGCUCAUUCUACUCAGUAUCAUCACACUCCAACCAUGCCCCCUACCCAAGGGCCAGCGCCGUCACCCGUUCAUCAGACUAAAUCUAGAAGUAAAAAGAGCGAACAGAGAAGAGCGGCUCAACAGAAUCAACCAUCUGUACUGCCGCCGUCUUCACAACAGCCAGCUCCAUCAUUGCCUAGUCAUACUCAGUCAUACCAUCAUCAUCAUCAUCAAACAGCUUCAUACAUGAUGCCACAGUCAACGUCUACUAAUCCUUACCAUCAUCCUGUAAUCCCUCAUCGAAUGGGUCAACAAGGCGGAUCCUGCACGACUCCAGAUUUCUAUCUAUCUCACUCUAAUCAGCAUGCAGCUGCCACAGCUGCACAAAUAGCAUCGUGUAACCUAUCCAAAUUACAACAAAUGACUAAUGGAUUAGACCAUCAUCGCAGGCAUAUGUCUUCUCCUGCGCCAUCUCCGGUGUCGUCUCCCGCCAACAUGACGCCUCCUCCGCCAUCCCCUGCAGCAUCUGCUACUGCAGCCCACUUGCUACAGCAAACGGCAGUUUAUCAUAAACUUUACCAGCAAGCUGGUCAAACUGGCCAGUCUCUUCAGUAUGGCCACCAAUCGCGUGUACCCUCGGCUUCGCCCAACAUGGGUCUUAUGCCACCAAUGCAGUAUGGCGGACCACCGCCUUUCAAUGGAUACAGAGUGGCGCCACAGUCUACCCCUCCCCCAGCGGCAGCUGGCUACAUGAAUCAAUCGACAGGCCAGUUACAAUACUCGCAAGACCCUCACCAUCAAAAUACUAUGUAUCCAUCGUCAGCAUAUAACGGUUCAUAUCUGCAACCCCUGAACGGAUCCAUGCACAGAUAAUCUCGUUAAUUAUAUUAUUUUUAUUACUAAUUUUGAAGAAAAAAAGUUAAUAUUUUAAUUGGUGUUUUUAAAUUGUUAUUAUGCUGUCAAAACAUAUAAAUAGAAAUGUUACCAGUUGUUUUAUUUUAAUAGUACGAUACUACAGUGUCAAAUGGAAUAUGGCCAUAUGUUAUAAUUUAUAUUAUGUACAUUGUAAAAAAAUGACUCAUUUAAAUAUAGAAAAUAAAAAAUUUACAAUUCGGACCCAUUGUAAAUCACUAAGUUUAUUGUAUGUUCUUGAACAGUAUUUGUAGUUUUCUACGAUCAGCAUUAUUUAAUUUUUAUUUAUUAUACAUUUUUUUUUUUGUCACGACAAAUAUUAAACAUACAUUUUUUUAUUAUUAUGAUUAUAAUUGAAUCAAUUUUUUAUGUUUUUGAACUUUAUGAUGUAAAAAAAACUACUACAGUUUUUAUUUUUAUUUUUUACAAAAUGUAAAGAAUUUUCUUAGAUUUUAAGUACAUAUUGAAAAUACUUGAAAGUCUAAUUUCAUUUUGUUAUUUAUUUUUUUUACUGUAUGUGUAUAAAAUUAUACAUAUAAAUUAAUUUAUUAAAAAUCAAGUUCACUUCUGUUAA